This is a messenger RNA of Myotis brandtii (Brandt's bat), 1316 nucleotides long. It is a transcript of the gene ORMDL1, whose product is annotated as ORMDL sphingolipid biosynthesis regulator 1. NCBI's taxonomy places the organism in Eukaryota, Metazoa, Chordata, Mammalia, Chiroptera, Vespertilionidae. The record is from RefSeq and is a predicted model, not a curated record. Bases 523 to 984 code for a protein of 153 amino acids. Gene Ontology annotation, biological process: ceramide metabolic process; intracellular sphingolipid homeostasis; negative regulation of ceramide biosynthetic process. Gene Ontology annotation, cellular component: endoplasmic reticulum membrane. The transcript has 4 exons.
UGGGCCCCGGAAACACUUGCGGGUGUUGUGAGAAAGCCCCCCCUCGAUGCCGGCUCUGUCAUGGAAAGGGUUUAUGUCUUCAGAUCCGCCGGUUCAGUGUCGGCUGACUCCCCUCCCCUCCGGCCGGUCCUCCCCGGGGCGACGGGCCUACUGCAGGGCAGUUUUAUUCUGUAUAAGCGAGUCUGAGGCCCAAGCAAACAUCAUGGUUAAAACAACUGGGAACUGCGAUCCGCUCACCCUUCGGGGUUCAUCUUGAACGCAAAAGGGAAAAGGAAAAACCUGAAAAAAAGAAAGGAAGAAGCUGAUUGCCUUUGAGCACAAUAUUGAGCCGGAGGCUGUUGCUUGGACCUGAGCCCUGGACCAGGCAGCUUGCCCACCGGCUCUGUCCUCCCCGGCUCCCUCCUCGGAGUAACUUGAACUCUGACGCCCUUUGUGGGCACGGCGUGACGUCAGAUAGGAGUCUGACGUCAGGAGUCUGACGACAGAUAGGAGUGUGACGACAGCACACUGGCUGGGGCAAACAUGAACGUUGGCGUGGCCCACAGCGAGGUGAACCCCAACACCCGGGUCAUGAACAGCCGGGGGAUAUGGCUGACGUACGCCCUGGGCGUGGGCUUGCUUCACAUCGUCUUGCUCAGCAUCCCCUUCUUCAGCGUUCCCGUGGCCUGGACCUUGACAAAUGUUAUACACAACCUGGGGAUGUAUGUAUUUUUGCAUGCUGUAAAAGGAACACCUUUUGAAACUCCUGACCAGGGUAGAGCAAGGCUCCUCACUCACUGGGAACAACUGGACUAUGGAGUACAGUUUACAUCUUCACGGAAGUUUUUCACAAUUUCUCCAAUAAUUCUAUAUUUUCUGGCAAGUUUCUAUACCAAGUAUGACCCAACUCACUUCAUGCUGAACACAGCUUCUCUCCUGAGUGUGCUGAUUCCCAAAGUGCCACAGCUACAUGGUGUUCGGAUUUUUGGAAUUAACAAGUAUUGAAAAGCGUUUACAGCUGCUGAGUCGCCUGUAAGGAAGGAGUGGGCAGUAAACUGCACUGCUCCCAUGAUAGUGUGAAAUGAGAGGUAUUUACGUUGGAGAGCCUAGUGCUGGUUCUUCAUAUGCUGUUUGAAGUGCAGAUUCUUACUGGAGGUUGCCUGUGCUUAAUGCAUCUGGUACCUUUCUUAAGAGAGGCUUUAGAGGGAGGCUGGGCAGGCCCAGCUUGUAAGUUAAAUGGCUAUAAAAUGAGGGUGUAGUAGAUACUAAGACCAGCUUAGUUUAUAAUGAAUGGGCAUUACGUUAGGAGAAGAAACUUUCCAAUCAUUCCACUAUGG